AUGCACCUUACUUUAGUGAAGAUAAGUGGUUCGUUACUUAGUGAUAAAAAGCUUCUUAUGCUAUUUCUCUCUGAGCUGCACGGCUAUUGCACAAAUAACAAGAGUCGCUACAUUAUUGUGCAUGGAGGCGGAGCCACACUCAGUAAGUAUUGCAGAAAGCAUAACAUACAAUUCUCGUUUGAUGAGCAUGGGAAUCGUAGUACCUCUGCUAGUGCUAUGCAGGCUACACAACGUAUACUUGCGGGUCAAUUAAGCAGCGACCUCGUCCAUGCAUGUCUGACAUUGCAAAUACCUGCAAUAGGAUUGAGUGCAAGUGCCGGAGCAAUGGUGCUGGCACAAGUACAUAGCGGGCAUAGCGGGGAUAGCCAUACAGGUACGGUGCUUUCCUGCGAUCCAACACUGCCCUUGCUACUGCUGGAACAGCACUAUGUUCCAGUUAUAAAUUCAGUUGCAAGUGACGGGAAGGCUCGUGCUCUUAAUAUAAACGCCGAUGAGCUUGCUUCAGAACUCGCAAUAGCAGCUCGUGCGGAUGCUCUUAUCUUUAUUUCUGAUGUAGAGGGAGUUAUGGAAGAACAGCGCCUGCUGCCUAGUAUGGGGAGAGAGAAAGCUACAACAUUAACACAGAGUGGUGUUAUUGAAUUUGGAAUGAGAGUAAAGGUUCUUUCAGCGUGCAAGGCGAAAGAAUCCAAAGUAGAGCAGGUGUGUAUAGGAAACUACACGAAGCAAAGAGAUUUUCUAGAGUUGCUACAGGGUAGGCAAGGGACACGCAUUGAGUAA
Molecule: messenger RNA, 777 nt
Organism: Ylistrum balloti
Lineage: Eukaryota; Metazoa; Mollusca; Bivalvia; Pectinida; Pectinidae
Product: acetylglutamate kinase-like
Exons: 1
Coding region: 1-777 (258 amino acids)
Biological process (GO): L-arginine biosynthetic process
Cellular component (GO): cytoplasm
Molecular function (GO): acetylglutamate kinase activity; arginine binding
Source: RefSeq, a predicted model, not a curated record